UCAGUUACCAUGGCAACAACCACCAAGCUAUGCUGCGAACUACCUGCAUGUAAGCAACGUUGACCUUUGCUAACGUUAAUUAGGACGGCUUCUGUGUACCGCAAUCGCAUCAAAGUCAGUAUAGUAAUGAAACGUUAACGUGCUUAAAGCCCAGGUGCUGUUGGUAAAGGACGUCCUGCUGAAAGGGAUGGGAGAGCCGCCUGUGGUGAUCAUCCAGCACCAGAAGAGUGGCAGGUCGUGACGGUGCAAAAGCAAUGUUGUGCUGCCAUAUACAAUGAAGAAGAUAUUCAGCUUUACUAAGAAAAAGAAACACCCGUCCGGUACCCCUGACAAUGGGAGUGUACUUUCUGUUGGUUAUGAACUGAAAGACAAGGACCUCGGGAAGGUUCACAAGGCUGCCUCAGUGGGUGAUUUGGCAAAGCUGAAACAGCUUGCUAAGAAGAAUGACAUCAAUCAACUGGACAAGGAGAACAGAACUGCACUUCAUAUUGCCUGUGCAAGUGGUCAUGGCGAGGUGGUACAAUUCCUCGUUGAGAGCAAAGCCAAGCUUAACCUUUGUGACAAUCAAAAUCGAUCCGCCUUAAUGAAGGCGGGGCAGGGCCAGUAUGAGCACUGUGUGAACAUACUGCUGGAAAAUCAUGCUGAGCCCAACCUGGUGGACAUUAAUGGCAAUACAGCCCUACAUUUAGCAGCAAACAUCCCAUCAAUCUCCACUGCUGUCCUGUUGCUGCAGCAUGGGGCUGAAAUCAAUGCCCAAAAUAAGGAGGGUUUCACCCCCUUGACUGUAGCAGUCCGUGAGGACCAUAUUGAGAUGGCUGAGUUUCUCCUCAAGGAGAGUGCUGAUGUGAAUUUUAUGGACCAAGACCGAAGGUCCCCAUUAAUGAUAGCUGCUGGAAAUGGACAAAUCAAUAUGGUGCGGCUGCUGUUGCAAUUUGAUGCAGAUAUCACACUAAAGGAUACCAAAGGAUGGUCAGCGGAUGACCAUGCAGGGAUGAAUGGUCAUCAUCCUUGUUCCCUCCUCAUCAGUGAACAUGGUACCCAGAGGAACGAUGGGGCCUCUCUGUCACUUCAAGGUCCAAGCAACAAGAAGAAAAAAAUGUUGGGCAGUCCUUCCCAAGAUGUCGAAGCAGGCUUCUCUUUGGGAGGACCAGCAACUGACAAGGAUGAGCAUGGAGCAAAUGAAGCAGGGGGAGAUUUUGAAGACAAUUCUCAGUCAGAAUCACUAAGUCGCAUGUCAAAAAGUGCUGCAGAUGAGUGGCCAUCAUCAGAAGAUGAUGAUGAAUCUGUUUCAAUUGAUAAGAAGAAACUAAACCUAAGCAAAAUGAUCGCAUCUAAAAAGGGAAAAGCUGAGCAGGGGAAAGGAAAACACUCAGAGCAACCUUCAAGUAGCAAAACGAGAUCCGACUCUCAGGAGGACUCAGCUGCAGAGGACUCUGAAGAGGAUGAUGGAGAAGAAGAAGAAGAAGAAGAAGAGGAAGAAGAAGACGAUGAUGAUGAGGAUAAUGAUGAAGAUGAGGAGGAGGACGAGGAUGAAGAUGAGGAGGAGGACGAGGAUGAUGAUGACGAUGAUGAAGACGAAGACGAUGAAGAAAGUCAAGAAGAAGAAGGGGAGGAGAAUGAAGAGGAGAAUGGAUCUGUGGAGGAUGAGGAUGACCAGUGUGUGGCUACUGUCAAGGCCAACACUACUGUAUUUAAUGAUGUGCAAAAACCCUCAGUCACUGGUGCCCUUGAGAUUAUUGACAGCGCUGAUGGCCAAAACAUGCAUGAUACUGGCAUCUCUGACAGUGGAACUCUUCUUGACGUUGUAUGUGAAAAUCCAGAUUCCUCAGAGAAAGAUGCCAAAAUAGAGACUCAAAACACUGACCUCCUCGGCCCAGCAGAAGCAAUGCCAGCAACAUUAAAUGUAGUGGAGGAUUGUGUCGUGUCAGCCAUUAGGGUAGAAUCAAAAUUUUCCGAUGAAGAUGAAAGCCUUGGAAAGGAAUGUUUAGGAUCAAUAGAUCAAAACAUAAUUUCAAACCAGAGCUCAACAGGAGGUCCUGUGCCUACACAAAGCCACAUUAAGGAGGAAGAGAUUGAGAGGGAAGCAGAAAAGGACGAUGAUGACUCCUGGAGCGAUAGACAGAACAGUGGUGAUACAGUGUGGAAUGACAGCGAUACUGAGGAAGAUAAUCAAACAGGGGGAUUUGGUCGCAACACUUUACUUGCUAAUCAAAGAUAUGUGUUGCCUGAGGUUGAUAUGAAAAAUCCAGACAGUCUUUCUGAUGGUGAAGAUGAUACUGGAUCAAACAAAAAGGCUGAGAAACGCAGGUCCUCAUGGGGCUCUUCAUUAGAGGACAAUGAUUCUGACAAAGAGAAUGAGGUAAACAGUGAGAUUCUUGAUCAGACAAACAACGCCAAGGCACCAGAUUUGCAGCCAGAAGCAACAUCAUUACAUUCAAAAAUCACAACACCUCAACCAAAUGAAGACCCCCGAGAUACCUCAUGGGAUUCUUCUUCACCAGUACCACCUUCUCCAAAAUGUAACUCACCUAAGCAAGUUAUAGAUGAUCAGAAAUCAUUUUUAGGAAAAUGUUUAACAAGCUCUCCACAGCCGAAAAACAAACCAGGUAGAGUAACUGCAGAUGAAUCAGAGUGGGAUUCCUCUGAAAAUAAGGACCAAAAUGACAGUAGCCCAAACAGUAAAUGUGAAGUGGUGUCACCAAUUUCCAAACCUAAGGUUAUAGCAGCAAACCAGACUAGAGAGCAGCAAGGACAUGAUAAAGAAAGUAUUGAGAAAGAGUCCAAUGACCCCUCCCCUGCAGUGUCACCCAUAGCAGAUAAUGUUGAUGUUGAAUCAGCUGGUCAGUUGUCACAAAUGUCUGGAAAAUUAGACUCCGAAAAUGAAAACAAUGAUAGUAGUUGGGAUGAUGAAGAUGAAAGUGAUGAGUCAGAAAAGCAGAAAACAAAGAAGAUGAAGGAUGAUGAAGAUAAAAACUGUGGGAAUGCCUUCACAACAGUUCUUUCUGACCCAACCAAUUUGUCAAGGCCGAUAAGCGCAAUAGACAAGAAAGAAGCUAAAAUAGAAGACAAUCAUAGUGAUGAAGGCAAUGAAGUGGUUCCUCAUUCUGUUGUUGAUGGAAGUGAUGAGUCGGCAAAGGAUAUUGAGCCAGAUGAAGACAAGCAAGAUGAUGAGACAAGCGAGGAUUCUGACAGCAUGGACCAAAAGCUGCAGUACGACUUUGCCAGUGCCACAGUCAAAGUGUGUGACGAUGAACAUGAGGCCAGAUUAACUGCAUAUGCUCCACUUGAAAACAUAAGUGCCAUUGCUACUCGAACAAAAGUGUCAUCAGAUGACCUGAACGAAGAACCAAUAAGGGAAAAGAGCCCACCUACCAAAGAUGAUGUCACUGCUGGACACCACACAUUGUCUGAUGAAAUGUUACCUCAGACUGACAUUGACGAUGUUGAUUUAGACUCACCUGAUGAGGCAGAGAACACAGGCAUGGGAUGGCCAGAGCAAAAAGGCAUUCCAGAGCCUGAAAUUAAGAAAGAAGAUUCGACUGAAGAUGGCGAUGAUGACGACAAAGAGGCAGAGCAGGAUGAGGCGGAGGAAGGAGACAUAUCAGAUGAGGAUGGUCAACCUGAAGAGAGCGGAGAGUCUCUUGAUGCUGCUUCAACUGUUACUGAGACACAAGUCUCUAAAGAUAAUGAAAGAGAUUUCCGAUCUGAACUGGGUCUAGAGAAGGGUGAGGAUGAGCAGGAUUCGUGGGACUCUGAGUCCCACUCUGAUCACUCCAAUAUACCACAUGAACAGAAACAAAACUUGCAGACUCAAGAGGCAAUGUCCACUGCAGAGGAAGAGAUUAAAGAAAACUUGUUUUAUACUCCCUCUUUUUUAAGAGGGGAACGAGGCAAUAGGAUGGCAAUUCUAGAGCCUUGGAGGGGUGUAGGCUGGCAAGGAGGCCGACAGGGCGAGGUUGGAAACAACAGUAAUGAUGAUAAUAGAGGUGAAGAAGACAUUAUUAAACGGAAAGAGAAUGAAAAGGCUAAAUGGGAACCACUCAGUGUUUUGAGCAAACUUGAAGGAGAUGCCAACCGACAAAAAGAUUUAAUGGAGGAGCUUGGUCUGGGUGAUGUUGAUGAUCUUGAAGCUCAAAAAGCAGAUGCAUCCGACUGGGACUCAGCCAGUACUACGAGUAAGAGAACCCUACCCGGCCGUAGAAUGACCUCCCCUGAACUCGAGGAGUCCCCCAAAUUCUCAAAUUCCCCUGUUAAGGAACAAGAUGAAGAUGUUGCUCCCACAGCAGCCUUGACACCUCAGAGAAGUAUCAGCUCUGACAAGAAACUGCCCAGUACACCCUCUCGGUCCGUUCCACACCCCCAACCUCGUGCAAGGAAGAUGGUGCUUCAGAAACCAGAGAGUGAAGAAGAAUCAGAUUGGGAACCAGACAAGAUCACAUCUCCUUUCAAUGAGACUCAACCUGACAAUGAGUUACAAAAUAUAGCUGCACUUCCAGAAAUGUCUAAACCAGGUUCCCCUGAACUUUUACAGAUGGCAAAAGAGAGUGAAAGUGGCAUAGAAGUUGACGAGCAGCAACAACAGGAGAAAGAUGAUGUAGUAGGCAGAUGUGAGUCAGAUCUAAAUAAAUCUGUCCGUGUGGGCUCUGACAAUGGAGAACAGGAUGAGGAGUUUAGAGAUCAGUGCAGUCCUGAGGAGAGAGGUAACGUGAGCGAUGACGCCCCGUGGGAGAAACGUUAUGAGAAGAUCUGGGUAGAGGUGGAGAAGAGGGAGGUAAAAUCCACAUUCAAGAACGUUGCUGGUGAAUUAAAAGAGAAGUUUGGAGAACUGUUUAAAUCAAGACAUCCUGCAGAAAACAUCACAGAAGAAGAGACCACCUCUGCUGAAGAAGAGUCAAGUGAUGAAGAGGAAGGAGAAAUCAUUGUGCGUCCUAUGGCCAGAGCAAGGAGCACUGUUCUUCUCACCAUACCUGAGCAGAGAGAGUCUGGGCUGGAGGACUCUGCAGCAGAGUCAACUGACAACUCCGUAUGUGAGGACAGGAUGCAGCACUGUGAGCAGCCAGCCAGUGACAGCAGCAUUCAUCAGGAGCCAGAUCUACUCACUGAUGAUCCUCUGGAGUUUCCUUCACCACAGCUCACUACAGUACAGAGAGAGAAUACGGACAAUAAGAAACAUACUAGCAAAACUUUUACCGAUGGGCAUACCAUACCAAUGUAUGCUGGUGACCAUAACUCGGUCUUAAAAAAUGAAACCAAACAACACAUAGAUCCAGCCUUGAAGGACACAACUGCUGAUCUGAGUGAAGCUGAAGAUGAUCUCGAGGAGUUGAAAGUAUCUCAGCCUCCCUCACUGAGGAGAUGUUCAGCAUCUGUUCCAGGAGUUUCUGAUGAAGAGCUGGAAGAGGACAUGGAAAGGUUUAAACUUGAGGCUAGCAAAGACACAACAACCACUACAAUGCAAGUGCAAAAGUCCAGUGCAUCCUGGGAUACUGGUCACACGGCAUUGGAAGAAGUUGGCACUGAGAAACCCGAGACCAGGUUAGGAUCCCUGUCAACCCAGACUGGAGCAGCAAUUCACCAGGAACAGCUGCCUGUGGCCGCCAAGAGCACCACCAGGGCUCCAGAGCAGUUGCAACCCCCAAUCCAGCAGACCUGCAAUAGCAACAUACAAGAGAAGCAAGCUGUAGAGGAGACCUUACAGCUGGAGCUGGUCAGAGGGGCCCGGCGCAGCAGAGCCCCUCAGACCAACACACAUGUUAACGGAGAUCCUCUCUCUGUGUUUGACGAUAGCACUUUAAGUGAAGUGUCGGACGAUGAAGGAAGGUUGCCACCCAGUGGACAACAGAAAAGCAAGAACACUGAAGAAGUGGAGAUGGCAGAAGAUUUUGAUGAGCUCACUCAGUCAUCGGACACAGCCACAGAUGACAUCGACUCACCCACUUCAGGCUACCGUCAUGCAUCCCUCCUCAUUCAGAAGCUGGACUCAGCAACUUUGGACUCAAGGAGUAUGGUGAAACUGCAAAACAUUUUCCAUGAAUAUGAGCGUUCCAUCCAAAAGGCAAGGAGUCGCCAUGGCUACCUGGCAGACAAGGUGAACCAGCUGGAAGUGGAGAGGGCAGAGAUGAAGAGCUCUAUGGAAGAAGUUAAAGAUGUAAAGUCAGCCUUAGAGCGCAACCAGUUGGAAUUGCAGACUGAAGUGACAAACCUUAAAUUUCAGCUGAAACAGGAGCAAGAGAAUCGCCGCAACGCCACCAUGAUGUACAACACCACCAGAGAUAAGCUGAGGAGGACGGAGGAGCAGCACCAGUUGGAGGUACAGGAGAGACAGAAGGUGGAGCUCACACUUAGGAACCUGGAGCUGGAGAUGAGAACACUGGUCAACAACAUGAAACAGCUUGAAGAAGACCACAGUGAGACCCAGAGACUUUUGGCUCAGGAGCGCAGUGCACGAACCCUGCAGGAGAAUCUGCUCAACAGCCACCUCCGUAAGCAACAAGAGAUAGAAGAGGAGAGCAAAAGAAACAUGAGCAAAAGCAAUGAGGCCUUGUCUCAGCUUACUGAGGCCAGCGAUAGAGAGAGGGAGUUGGUCCAGCAGACUGCUACGUUACAGGAGCAACUGACCAUCCUGAGGACAGACAUUGAGCGUUUGCAGGCGAACAGCAGUCUCAAAGAGAGUCACCUUACAGAGGAGAAUGAGGCCCUUAAGGAACAGCUCGAAGAUGUUCGGCGAGAUCUCAAACUCAACAGUGAAGCCCUGACCCAAACCGUCUUCAGCUGCAAUAACCAGCUGACCACCCUAAAGUCAGAGUUGGCAAUAACAACAACCCGGAUGGAAAAUGAGCGUCAGACUCGAGAAACAUUGGAGGCAGAGGUCGAGUCGACUCGUACCCGCCUGGCUGGAGCUGUAAAGGAGGCUGAGCUUUGCCGGGCAGCACACACAGACACAGAGAAAGCUCUGCUCCGGGAGAAAGAAGAACACCAGCGCCUCAAAGACAGACUCACUGGUGAAGCAGCCAGUCAGCGUCAAACAGUCAGCAGCCUGUCUCAGAAGCUGGCCCAAGCAGAGUCUCAGAAUAACAGCAUGGAGAAUGAGGUCCAUCAGGUCAGACUGCAGCUGACAGAGAAGGGAGUUCUGCUGGAGGUCCUACAGCGUGAGAAGGACCAGGCAGCUGCACGUGUCAAGGAGCUCGAAACGGCUUUGCAGGCCAAGAGGGAGCUGGUCAGUCGUGCUGGAGCACGCCAAGAGGCCACACAAGAGAGGCUAGCCCAAGCCCAGAGUGAGGGUAUGUUACUGCGACAACAGCUAGAAGAGGCCCAAAACAAAGGCGUUGCAAAGGAGCGUGCCGUAACCGAUGCCCAAGAGCGCUUCAGUGACAUUCUGUCCAAACUGCGAUCUGACUGCGAAGAGAGGGUUCAGCUUGUAGAGGACAGAAAUAAGGAGCUUGCCAGUAAGGCUGCUGACCUCCGUGAUCAGAUCUACAAGUUAGAAGAGGAGAAGAAUGAAAGAGAGACUAGUCUCAGGCAGCGGCAGCAGGAACUAGCUGACUCACUCAAGAAGCUGUCAAUGAGUGAAGCUUCUCUGGAGGUCAACACACGCUAUCGCAAUGACCUGGAGGAAGAGAAGGCUCGGCUCUUCAAAGACUUAGACAGACUCAAAGGAAAGCUAGAGGAAAGUGAAGAUCAAUACGUGCAGGCAGAGAGACGUAUCAACAGUCUGAAGAGCAGCCUGGAUGAAAGGGAAAAGGAACUCACCACAGCUGCUCAGAAACACCAGGAGGCGCUGUUUGCCUCAGCAGCUUCUGAUAUCACCAUCAAACAGCUGGAGGAAGCUGUGCAAAGGCUGGAGAUCGACAAUGCCAGACUAGAAGCUGCUGCAAAGCAACAGUCCAACAAAAUUGAAGCACUUCAGAAAGGAGCUCAGGAAGCUGUCAUGCAAUCUGACUGCUCACCUGGAGGAGGGGUCCGAGGUCAUUUGGAGGAAUUGGUUACAACUCUCCAAAGCAGUAAGAUGACUUUGGAAGACCAACUCAGUAGAGAGGUCCAGAAGCAAAGCGUGCUGUCUCACACGGCGCAGGACUCUCAGGCCUUGUGGGAGGAGGAGCUAAAGAGCCGCUCCAAGUUAGGACUGCGACUGGCAGAGCUUGAAAAAGAAAAAGGAGAGCUGAACACCCAGAUGGAAAUGGAAAAGAAGAAAGUCAAGAAAAUAGCAGAGCAGAAAAAGGCUGUAGACGCUCGUCUGGAUCAAGAGAUGAAGAGGAACACAGAUCUUCAAAAAGAAAUGUACAGGCUGCGCUCUUUAUUGAAAACUGCAAAGAAAAAACUGCGGGAUCAAGAUGGUGGUGGAGGAGAGUUUGGCUCUCCUAUGAGCAGUCUGCGUAUGGACUUGGGCAGACACAGCCAGGGUGAAGGUGCCGUUGGACGAAUGAGAGACAAGGUGGAUGAUCUGCAGGUGCAGCUGGAGAAGGAAGCAUCUCUUCGCAGCCACCUAGAGAAGGUGAACGGGGACCUUAAGGAUCAGUUGGCAUCGCUGAACAGCUUGAACCGCAGUAAUGACCAGCUGGAGAGGAGUAAGAGGCAGCUGGAGGAGGAGGUGCUGGACCUGAGACGCCGAAUGGAGGCGACUCAGGUGGAGCAGAGCCACGUGGAGCAGUACCGCCGUGACGCAGAGGAGAGAGCCCGGCAGGAGGUACAGCAGAAACUGGAGCAGGUCAACCUCUUCCUCCAGUCCCAGGCAGCAUCCCAAGAAGCACUGGACCAGAUCAAAGCUGCCAAUGAGGCUAAUCUGCGCUCUCUGCUGGAGCAGAAGAUCCGGGAGCUGGAGGGUGAACUGGGCCGGGCCCGCAUCACCCAGCAGGACAGCGUUAACCAAAGAGACUCCACACGCACAGAGCUUGAGAGAUAUCGCCAACUCUACGCGGAAGAGCUGCGCCUCCGCAAGUCCCUUGCUGCUAAACUAGACAGGGCCAACAGCCGGCUCUCAGACGCCAAUUCCAAGUUGCUCAAUGAGCGCAGCAGGUCUCUGAUCACCAGCAACAUUACCAAUGGCAGCCUUGGAGGGCCCUCGCUGGACUUGGGCGCUUUGGGUUCAGCGGCACACUACGGGGCCACACUGGGUCCCCUCAACAGGAGUUUGGGCCUGGGACUCUCCCUUCUCAGCCCUGCAUCUGAGAGGCAGAACAGCCAGGUGGAGGACUAUCUGGCCAAGAUGCAGAGUGAGUUGGAUAGAAACAUAUCAAAGGAAUUAAGCAGCGCCACAGCAGAGCUGGACGCUGCCUCGGAACGACUGUCCCCUGUUGGUUCUGCCUCCAGAGUGGAGCUGGACCCUGUUAGCAGGGCAACGCAGCAGUACUUGGAGGUACUGAAGAAGAACAAUAGGAUCUGACUACAUACACAGACGUUAUAAUGGGACCUGCUAUGAAUCCCAGCUGCUUGCAGUCAAAGUUUAUGUUUCAGCCAUUAAAAACUUUAAAAAGUGAUUGCAGCAUCUCUUGAGGCCAACACUAAGAAUACAAGGUUGUAUGUCUUUAUCGUCUUUAUGAAAGAAAGCAAAUAUGAUGCACAUUGCACUUAACCACUCAGGAGCAAAGGGCAUGAGUUUUAUACAGAAAUAUAUAUAUACAUACAUACACUAGUGUGUUUAAAUAUGUAUGUAUAUUGCGUUAUUGAUGGGUACAGUUAGAGACAACCUCGAAAGUAUUUGUUCCUUUGAAAAAAUUCUGUCUAAUCUCUAACAGUUUUAUUCUCACAUAUAGUGUGUGUGUAUAUACACAGGCUCGUGGUUUGGAUUUUUAUUUGUGAAUAUUGGUGUUGCUAAAUUUGUAUUUCUAAGUAUUUGUAUGCAUCAUUAUUAAUUUUGCCAAGAUACUACAUUUGGUACGUGCCAUCAAAUGGUGCAAUAUCUGUCUUGGUCUUAUGUUUAGUAUUGUUAUUAUUAUUUUAUUUAUUCUUUUUUUUUUUUUUAAAUGAGCAUGAUAUACUUGAAAAAGACGAGCUGAAUACUCUUCGGCUACAAAAGCAGGGUGAUUCCGUUCACACAACUGUCAUAUCAGCUUUUGGUCAGCUUGCUUUUAAGGGCCACCAGAAGCGAAACAUUUCUUACUUUUAUCAUUCAUAAAUACUGUAACAAAUUUAGAUGAACUAAUGUUGAGAGAUCGUAGUCUGUCAAGCGAUAGGGACAUAACAGUUUGUAAUUUGAGGUAUAUUAUGUUAUUUUUGUGAAAUGUAUUUGAACAUUUUUCCGGUUCACGUCAUUAUUAAACAUUUGAAAGAGG
Messenger RNA from Amphiprion ocellaris (clown anemonefish), 10268 nucleotides. RefSeq names its product ankyrin repeat domain-containing protein 26 (gene aard). The coding region runs from base 275 to 9379 and encodes 3034 amino acids. NCBI's taxonomy places the organism in Eukaryota, Metazoa, Chordata, Actinopteri, Pomacentridae. Gene Ontology annotation, molecular function: protein binding. The record is from RefSeq and is a predicted model, not a curated record. The transcript is spliced from 46 exons.